AGCUUCCUGCCUCUAACACCAACUGACCCGCCCACCCUGAGCCGCGAUGGCGCUGGCCACAGGACCGGGGAAGCAGACACAGCUGCGGGAGGUGGAAGGGGUGCCCCUGCAGGCUGCAAUUGUGGACAACUGGGGCCAGAUCCAGAGCUUUGAGGCCAAGCCGGACGAUCUCCUCAUCUGCACCUACCCCAAAUCAGGGACGACGUGGAUCCAGGAAAUCGUGGACAUGAUCGAACAGAACGGGGACGUGGAGAAGUGCCAGCGGGCCCUCAUUCAGCACCGCCACCCUUUCAUCGAGUGGGCUCGGCCACCCCAGCCCUCUGGUGUGGAGAAAGCUCAAGCGAUGCCCUCUCCACGGAUCCUGAGGACUCACCUUCCCACUCGGCUGCUGCCGCCGUCUUUCUGGGAAAACAACUGCAAGUUCCUUUAUGUCGCUCGAAACGUGAAAGACUGCAUGGUUUCCUACUACCAUUUCCAAAGGAUGAAUCAAGUGCUCCCGGACCCCGGCACCUGGGAAGAGUAUUUUGAAACCUUCAUCAACGGCAAAGUGGCUUGGGGUUCCUGGUUUGAGCACGUGAAAGGUUGGUGGGAAGUGAAAGGCAGAUACCAGAUUCUCUUCCUCUUCUAUGAAGACAUCAAGAAGGACCCAAAGUGUGAAAUUCGGAAGGUGGCGCAGUUCAUGGGAAAGCACUUGGACGAGACUGUGCUGGAUAAAAUUGUCCAGGAGACCUCCUUUGAGAAGAUGAAAGACAACCCCAUGAUCAACCGCUCCACAGUUCCCAAGUCCAUCAUGGACCAGUCCAUUUCCCCCUUCAUGAGAAAAGGAACCGUGGGGGACUGGAAGAACCACUUCACCGUGGCCCAGAGCCACAGGUUGGAUGAGCUGUACAGGAAGAAGAUGGAAGGGGUCUCUAUAGACUUCUGCCUGGAGCUCUGAGCAGCACGCAGCUAAGAAGGAGGGUGGCCAGAAGUCUCUGAAAGCACAUCAUGACUGUACACAAUCAUAGAACUGUCACCGGGAUCAACGCUGCCACAGCUUCGCUUUUAAAAAAGAAUCCUGGGGCGGGCGCCGGUUCGAGUCCCGGCUGCUCCACUUCUGAUCCAGCUCUCUGCUAUGGCCUGGGAAAGCAGUACAAGAGGGCCAAAGUCCUUGGGCCCCUGCAACCACAUGGGAGACCCAGAAGAAGCUCCUGGCUCCUGGCUCCUGGCUCCUGGCUUUGGAUCAGCACAGCUCUGGCUGUUUCAGCCAAUUGGGAAGUGGGCCAGAGGAUGGAGGACCCCUCUCUUUCUCUCCCUCUUUCUCUCUCUCUCUCUCUGCCUCUCCUUCUCUCUCUGUCUAAUGCCUAUUUUAAUGAUUCUUUCCAAAAUUAAAAAAGAUGACUUAAUAAACCAAGUAAAACAUAAGACUUGAACACUA
Oryctolagus cuniculus (rabbit) is the source of this 1417-nucleotide messenger RNA. It is a transcript of the gene SULT1C2, whose product is annotated as sulfotransferase family 1C member 2. Gene Ontology annotation, molecular function: sulfotransferase activity. NCBI's taxonomy places the organism in Eukaryota, Metazoa, Chordata, Mammalia, Lagomorpha, Leporidae. The record is from RefSeq and is marked provisional.